AUGACGGCGCGGGGCCUCCUCCUCCUCGCGACCUGGGCGCGCGCCGAGUGGUGCGCCGUCCAGAUCGCCAACGUCUUCGGCGACGCGCCGCUCAGCGUCGAGUGGCGCCUCGACGCGGCGCCGGACGUCGUGGCGGCGGCGGCGGCGGCCGUCGUCGACGAGCUGCCCGCGUCUGCAUGGCCGGCCGCCGUGGAGGCGGCGGUCCGGUCCACGAUGGCGGCGCACCGCGCCAACGGCUGCGCCGGGUCGCCGGCGCCGCGGUGCGUCUUCGACGCCGCGGCCGAUCGCUGCGGCGGCGUCGCGGAGAAUCUCGCGGCCGCGGCGCCCUACGCGGCGACGAAUCUCACGGAGACCCUCGCCCUGGCCUGCGCGAACUGCGACGUCGCGUGCGGCGGCGGCGUCGGCUGCGCGCUCAAGGCCGCGCUCGGUGCCCGCGGUGGCGCCGUCGACACCGCGCCCCUCGGCGCGCCCGCCGUCGAGGGCUACGACGCCUCCGUCCGACUGGGCACGACGGGCUUCGACCACAACGAGGCCUGGCUCGUCCACCUCGUCCUCGCGGCGAAAGCGCCCCUCUGCGCGGCGGCGGGCGCCGACAUCUCCCGCCUCGCCUUCAACCGCCACGCGUUCGCCUUCGGCGCGGGGUACGAUGGCGUCCUGGAGGUCGCGCCGACGUAA
Molecule: messenger RNA, 675 nt
Organism: Aureococcus anophagefferens
Lineage: Eukaryota; Pelagophyceae; Pelagomonadales; Pelagomonadaceae
Exons: 2
Coding region: 1-675 (224 amino acids)
Source: RefSeq, a predicted model, not a curated record